Messenger RNA from Gracilinanus agilis (Agile Gracile Mouse Opossum), 1728 nucleotides. It is a transcript of the gene PDIA5, whose product is annotated as protein disulfide isomerase family A member 5. NCBI's taxonomy places the organism in Eukaryota, Metazoa, Chordata, Mammalia, Didelphimorphia, Didelphidae. Gene Ontology annotation, biological process: protein folding. Bases 1 to 1575 code for a protein of 524 amino acids. The transcript has 17 exons. The record is from RefSeq and is a predicted model, not a curated record. Gene Ontology annotation, molecular function: protein disulfide isomerase activity. Gene Ontology annotation, cellular component: endoplasmic reticulum.
AUGGGUCGGGCCGGCAGUGGGUGUAGCUCCGGACUGCUGUUGGUGGCGAUGCUGGUAAUCCUGCCAGUGUGUUUGUCCUCCAAUCAGAUUUCCCCACUCAUUAAGAAAAUCUCUGAACAUAAGGAUUUCAAGAAGCUUCUCAGGACUCGGAAUAAUGUGUUGGUGCUUUACUCCAAAUCUGCUGCUGCAGCUGAAAACCACCUCAGGUUGUUGUCCAAUGUGGCCAAGGCGGUGAAAGGUCAAGGCACCAUCUCCUGGGUAGACUGCGGUGAUGCAGAGAGUCGGAAACUGUGCAAGAAGAUGAAAGUUGACCCAAGCACAAAAGACAAAAGAGUGGAAUUAUUUCACUACAAGGAUGGUGUGUUUCACACUGAAUAUAAUCGUGCUGUGACAUUUAAGUCCAUUGUGGCCUUUCUGAAGGAUCCAGAAGGGGCUCCACUUUGGGAAGAAGAUCCUGAAGCAAAAGAUGUUGUCCAUAUUGACAGUGAAAAGGAAUUCAGACGGAUUGUGAAGAAAGAUGACAAACCUCUUCUGAUGAUGUUCUAUGCCCCUUGGUGUGCCAUGUGUAAGCGGAUGAUGCCAUCUUUCCAGCAGGCAGCCACAGAGCUAAAAGGCACCCACGUGCUGGCUGGGAUGAAUGUCUACUCCUCUGAAUUUGAACACAUCAAGGAAGAGUAUGAUGUCCGUGGCUACCCCACCGUCUGCUAUUUUGAGAAAGGGAAGUUUCUGUUCCAGUAUGAAAACUAUAGGUCCACAGCCAAGGACAUUGUGGAGUGGAUGAAGAAUCCACAACCACCACAGCCCCAGGUACCUGAGGCUGCCUGGGCAGACGAGGGAAGCGUCGUUUAUCACCUGACAGACGAAGACUUUGACAAGUUUGUGAAGGAGCACUCCUCUGUCCUCAUCAUGUUCCAUGCCCCAUGGUGCGGGCAUUGUAAGAAGAUGAAGCCUGAGUUUGAAAGUGCAGCAGAAGCCCUCCAUGGAGUAGCAGAUAGUCCAGGUGUCCUUGCAGCUGUUGAUGCCACUGUCAACAAAGCUAUUGCAGAGCGAUAUCAGAUCUCAGGGUUCCCUACACUGAAAUAUUUUAAGGAUGGAGAAGAAAAGUAUACAUUGCCACAGCUCAGAACAAAGAAGAAGAUCAUUGAAUGGAUGCAAAACCCUGAGGCCCCUCCACCCCCAGAACCUGCCUGGGAAGAAAAGCAAACCAGUGUGCUGCACCUGACUGGCGUGGACUUCCGGGAAGCCUUGAAGAAAAAGAAGCAUGCUCUUGUCAUGUUCUACGCACCCUGGUGUCCACACUGUAAAAGUACUAUCCCGAGCUUCACUGCCACUGCCGAACUCUUCAAAGACGACCGUAAGAUUGCCUGUGCUGCAGUUGACUGUGCCAAAGAUAAGAACCGGGAUCUGUGUAAGCAGGAAGGGGUGGAUGGCUACCCCACCUUCAACUACUACAACUAUGGGAAGAUGAUUGAAAAAUAUAAUGGAGAUCGGACGGAGUCAGGGUUUGUCUCUUUUGUUCGAACUCUCCGAGAGCGAGACCAUGAGCGACUUGGAAAAAAGAAAGAUGAACUGUGAUUUCUGCCUCAAAAGAAGCUUUUCCACUACACUGUGAACGAUGCUGGCUUUGUUGUUCCUGAGUUUUCACACCUUCUGAAGACAAAGUUUUUUAUAGCCAUCUGUGGCCAUUUUGUACAAUUUUAAAAUAAAGUUGAACCACUUGUUUGGGGA